AUGCCAAAUUCCGCAUCAUACAGAACUGCGCUCGAAGUCGAAAAGGAGCUCCUCAAGAGCCUUGCCGAGAAAGAGCCCACGUUUGCUGAAAUUUCCCAUUACCUUUCGGAAUUCCGCUCUACUUGUCAGAAUGCUAUCCUUCAAGACUUCGAGACUGCCCGCUCCGUCGAUGUUGAACCUCGCCUGUGGGAUGCGCAUCUCAAGAUCAACACCCGAUUCCGCAAAUUGCUCUCUCGCUUCCGGGAGGAAAGCGGAAAGAAGAAAAAGCCGGUAGAAAGGCGGAAGCUCGAGAAACACUACCUCGAGUUCAUCAAAUCAAGUCAACGAUUCUAUCGAGCCUUCAUUCAACAAUUGUCCUCCCACUUUGGAGGCAUCCCGGAGCUAGAAAAGGUCGCGCGGAAAUUCAAUUCUGACAAUCUAUCCGCGGAGCCUCCGAUCCGAACUUCCGAAGCCCUCAAAAGGCACAUUCUUCAAUCAUGCCAUUCGACCCUCAUCCGUCUCGGAGAUCUCUCGCGCUACCGCGAGACCGAACUGGUCAGCAAGAACCGCAAUUGGGGUCCGGCCAUAGGUUACUACGACCUGGCCACAUUGAUCUACCCCGCGUCCGGUGCCCCUCAUAACCAAUUGGCGGUUAUUGCCCUCGCCGACGGGAACCAUCUAAGGGCCACUUAUCAUCUGUAUAGAGCGUUGGCCGCUCAAGAGCCCCAUCCUUCGGCCAAGGGCAAUCUUGAGAUUGAAUUCAGAAAGGUCAUGAAUGCGUGGGUCAAACGAGAGUUGAUUCGACCCGAAGACGCUGGCAUUCCCGGCAGGUCAUUGGCCCCUUGGUUUGUAUACCUUCACGCGCAGUGUUACAGAGGGAUUGAUUUCCCUGAACACGACGAGCUUGAAAGUGAAGUCCUGAAUCAACUUGCUGUGGACUUGAAGGAACGCUCUCUGGAAGGUACAUUGCAAAAGUUCUGCCUGAUCAACAUCGCUGCCGAGGAGUUCUCGCGGACACAGACGAGCGAUGAUUCCACAUCCAAUGCGCGUUCCUUCUUCCAACGGAUCAACGUGAAGACAUUCUUCACAUUGCUCCAGAUUCUCCUGGCCGAAGUCGAACGCUUUGCGGUUGAGGACCCCAGCAACAAAGACGCCCAAACCGGACCUGAUAAGGUUACUGUUGUUGCACGACGUGUCCUUCCGGCGCUACGGAACUACAGCUCUUGGCUCCUUACGGCCAGCAGCCUUUUGGUGUCCUACCAAGGGGAAAAGGACAGUCCUCUAGCAGUCCAGAUCAUCGAGUUCUGGAAGAUUUACGCCAACACUUUAACCCUUCUUGCGUCGACGUUCGAUGUAGUGCAUCUGCCUGAUAUCGACUAUUUGCUGGAAGAGGAUGAAGAGACCCUGUGUUUUGCGCCCUUGGCCAAAGAGGCAACUUCCCGGAGGUACUUCAGCUCGACUGGCCAGCAGAAGCCCCGAAUGAACGAUCCUGGGGUAGAGAGGAAUCACCCCAACAUGGAGAUGCUCUACCGAAUCCGCGAGUUUGUUAUUGAUGGCUUGGAUCUCGUUGUGAGCAAUAAAAUACCCAUUGCCCUGGUGGACGAUGAAGACAAGAAAACGUUUAUUUACCAGGAAGAAGGGCUCCCUUCGCAAUUCUUCGCCAGUCCAUCGGGCCAUCACCAUACGAUCUCAUCCGCUAGUAUUGAACGGGACGACAUCCAAAAGGCAGCCCCUGAUCCUAGCCACAACAUUGACACUAGGAGUGUCUUUGGUGGUUCACAGGCCGCCUCCGCAUCGAUGUCAGCUAGCAUGCAUCGGAUCGUUGAAGGUGUGGAAAGAUUAGUAGAAUCCGACACCUACGAGAAUGCUCCGGCCAUACCAGAGCAGCUGGCUUUUCCACGGAGCAGCAAUCAACAGCGACCAUCCAGCCAGUUCUUCGAUUCGAGUAUGGAUUCAAUCUUCCAAGAGGAUAUCCUUCCCAGGCAGACCCCUGCUGCUCCCCCUGGACUCGUACCACCCGUGACUGGCUCUGCACCUCUCGUCCGAGUGUCGUCUUCCCACUCUUACGCCGCCCGGCCUGCCCUUCCUGGUAUCCCAAGCAUCUGGAACACAGCUCUAUCGCCGGAACUCGGUGAUGCGCCUUCGCCACGGACUCCGCCAGGUCUGGGACAACAGUACCCGGCUUCUAUGCUGCCUGGAAACAUUGCCAGCCCCAAUCAUCAUCUACCAUCUCAGGAUAUGAUCGCUAGCGAGAAUGAGCGCAUGCUCCGGCAGAGCAUGAUGAAUCAAGCCUUGAGGCACAGUCCGCUCAAUGGACCUAGUACCAUACCCUCCUCCUGGAUGCCCUCGCCCAACUCUACGUCGCACCACCGCCUUUCUGGAUUCUCAUGGGACCAAAGCUUAGUAGACGCUGCUGCAAACACACCUGGUUCCUUAGGAGUGUCCAGCCAGCCCAUGUCUAGCGGACUAAGUAAUGCGUCUUGGGCCAAUAAUGCAUUCAUCGCCAGCAGUUUCCCCUCCGGAGCAGGGUUUUCCAGUUCCGGGUUUACCAACACUCGUAGAUCCGCCACGCAAUACGGAGCCAUCGGGCAGACUCCUCCCUGCGGCCACGGAGGCUGA
Molecule: messenger RNA, 2598 nt
Organism: Aspergillus piperis CBS 112811
Lineage: Eukaryota; Fungi; Ascomycota; Eurotiomycetes; Eurotiales; Aspergillaceae
Exons: 6
Coding region: 1-2598 (865 amino acids)
Biological process (GO): nuclear-transcribed mRNA catabolic process, nonsense-mediated decay
Cellular component (GO): telomerase holoenzyme complex
Molecular function (GO): telomerase RNA binding; telomeric repeat DNA binding; protein binding
Source: RefSeq, a predicted model, not a curated record